Hyaloperonospora brassicae is the source of this 987-nucleotide messenger RNA. The record is from the annotation of a GenBank genome assembly. Lineage: Eukaryota; Oomycota; Peronosporomycetes; Peronosporales; Peronosporaceae.
AUGACGGCCCCACCAUCGCCAGGGCCGCGUCUGCCCAGUGCGAACGUCGUGCUCUUCGCCGUCCAAGUCGCGGUCUCCAUUGGCGUCUUCCUGUUCGCCCCCGACGGGUCGUGGGCGCCUUCCGGCCGUCCUGACGCCCCGAUCGCUGGCUCGGGAGCCACAGACAGCAGCGGAUCACUGGCUCCAGCGUCUUCAAAGGUCUCUGCAGUCCCUUUGAUGCUAAACAACGGCCCGCUCGCCCCUCCCGCCUACGUGCUGUACAUCUGGAUCCCCAUCUACCUCUUCAUGGGCAGCACAGUCGUUAUCGACCGCUUCUACCCGACCUACAGCUUCUACUCGACGUCAGACGACCCCACGUUCCUCCGCCAGUGGUUCCAGCUCGCCUGUCUGGCCAACAUGUCGUGGGUUGUGCUCGACAAGUGGAUCAGCUGGGUGCACAUGGCUACGUUCGCACUCGGCGUGCUCUGGUGUGCGGUGCUCCCGCUCUACUUGUUCAUCGUGCGUCACCCUACGCCACGAGACUCGCGAGCGUGGAUCUACUACUUUGGCAGCGAAUUCUCCGUGCGCCUCUACUUUGGAUGGCUCAGUGCUGACUUCAUCUUCAGCCUCGCAGAUGCACUGCAGUACCUGCACGGAGGUUACUUUGGAUUCAGCGUCUAUGCUGUAUUAUUGGGGACGCUGCUACUGCUGGCGUUCGCUACUUACGUCCAUGGUCGAGACCCGGUGGUCGGUCUUGUUGUCACGUGGAGCCUGCUAGGCUUACUCUUGAAGGACUCGUCGCUCUCGGAUGAUACGCGAGAGGUCUUUGAAAAGCUGCAGGCUGUCGCCGUCGUUGUCGUACCUGUGUUUCCGAUCCUUCUGUUCAUCGACAGCGUUCGUUAUGCCUACGUCGUUCGUCGUAAAGCGCACCCAACCGGUAGCAGCAGCAGCAGCGAGUACUACAAACCGUUUGUGUUCGAGACCACGGCCGAGUACGGGACGGUGUGA